Messenger RNA from Cuscuta europaea, 1162 nucleotides. The record is from the annotation of a GenBank genome assembly. Lineage: Eukaryota; Viridiplantae; Streptophyta; Magnoliopsida; Solanales; Convolvulaceae.
GCCCUCAAAAGAUUUGAUCUUUCGUCUUCAUUCCUCCAACCCAAAAAAACCCAUAGCCAUAUCUAUCUAUCUCAUCUAUAUACAAGUCAAAACACCUAUAUAUAUAUAUGGAGGGUCAUCAUCCACAUCAUCAUCACCAGCUGCAUCCUCAGGUUGCCCACCUGCAGCCCCACCAGUACGGGGCGGGGCUGGACACCGGCGGCGGCGGCGCGGAUAGGUUUCCUCAAUGGAGUGUCCAAGAAACCCGGGAGUUCUUGAUGAUCCGGGCGGAGCUGGAUCCGACCUUCAUGCAGACCAAACGGAACAAGCUUCUGUGGGAAAUCAUCGCCACGAAGAUGAAAGAAAAGGGUUUCCAUCGGAGCGCCGAACAGUGCAAGUGCAAGUGGAAAAACCUAGUCACUCGUUAUAAGGGGUGUGAAACAUUGGACCCAGAAGGCAUGAGGCAACAAUUCCCAUAUUAUAGUGAUCUUCAAGCACUAUUCAAUGCGAGAAUGCAACGAAUACUCUGGAUGGAAGCAGAGGGUGGCAGCGGGUCAAAGAAGAUGAUGAAGGCCGCAAUAGGAUUGUCUUCUGACGAAGAUGAAGAGAACGAAGACAGCGAGACAGAAGCAGAAGCAAACAAGAUCAGCAAGAAGAAAAGGAAGGUGGUGAAAAGCAGCGGGGGAGGAAUAAAUAGCAUAAUCGGGAGUGGGAAUAUGGGGAUCAACAGCGUGAGGGAGAUUUUGGAUGAUUUUCUGAAGCAACAAAUGCAAAUGGAGGCGGAAUGGAUGAAGGCUAUGGAAACGAGGGAAAACGAGAGGCAGGUACGAGAGAUGGAGUGGCGGCAGACGAUGGAGGCGCUAGAGAAGGAGCGGUUGAUGAUGGAGCGGCAGUGGAGGGAGAGGGAGGAGCAGAGGAGAAAAAGGGAGGAGGCUAGGGCAGAGAAGAGAGAUACUCUCAUCAAUGCUUUGUUGAACAAUCUUAUUAGAAGAGAAGACUAGCUUAAUAACUUGCAUUCCAAUCCCAUUCAUUCUAGAUAUAAAUGUAUAUGCAAGCAUUACGAGAGAUGUAAGAUGUAACGAGUAACGCCCUAUGAUUUAUUUGUACCACCAUCAUUUUAAGGACAUUGAUGUUAUUUUUACCACCAUCAUAUCGUAUCUUGUUCAUGUGGACUCAUCAGAAU